Castor canadensis (American beaver) is the source of this 2444-nucleotide messenger RNA. It is a transcript of the gene Klhl40, whose product is annotated as kelch like family member 40. Gene Ontology annotation, biological process: negative regulation of proteasomal ubiquitin-dependent protein catabolic process; skeletal muscle fiber development; negative regulation of protein ubiquitination. Gene Ontology annotation, cellular component: I band; A band. The record is from RefSeq and is a predicted model, not a curated record. Gene Ontology annotation, molecular function: protein binding. NCBI's taxonomy places the organism in Eukaryota, Metazoa, Chordata, Mammalia, Rodentia, Castoridae.
CUGCGCAGUCUAAGUGUGGCCUAGCAGGAAAGCAGAGGUGCAGAGAGGAGCCCUUGGCACGGUCGCUGCACCCUAAGGCACCCACCAUGACGCUGGGCUUGGAGCAGGCCGAGGAGCAGCGGCUGUACCAGCAGACGCUCCUGCAGGAUGGACUCAAGGACAUGCUGGACCAUGGCAAGUUCCUGGACUGUGUGGUGCGGGCCGGCGAGCGCGAGUUCCCAUGCCAUCGGCUGGUGCUGGCCGCCUGUAGCCCCUACUUCCGGGCGCGCUUUCUAGCUGAGCCAGAGAGUGCGGGAGAGCUGCGCUUGGAGGAGGUGUCCGCAGACGUGGUGGCCCAGGUGCUACACUACCUGUACACCUCGGAGAUCGCGCUGGACGAGGCGAGCGUGCAGGAUUUGUUUGCCGCGGCGCAUCGCUUCCAGAUCCCGUCGAUCUUCACCAUCUGCGUGUCCUUCCUGCAGAAGCGCCUGUGCCUCGCCAACUGCUUGGCCAUCUUCCGCCUCGGCCUUCUGCUCGACUGUGCGCGCUUGGCAGUGGCUGCCCGCGACUUCAUCUGCGCGCGCUUCACGCUGGUGGCCCGCGACGCCGACUUCCUCGGGCUCUCAGCGGACGAGCUCAUCGCCAUCAUCUCCAGUGAUGGCCUCAACGUGGAGAAGGAGGAAGCGGUGUUCGAGGCGGUGAUGCGGUGGGCAGGCAGUGGCGACGCUGAGGCUCAGGCAGAGCGCCAGCGCGCACUGCCCACGGUCUUCGAGAGUGUGCGCUGUCGCCUGCUGCCACGCGCCUUCCUGGAGAGCCGCGUGGAGCGCCACCCGCUCGUGCGUGCCCAGCCCGAGUUGCUGCGCAAGGUGCAGAUGGUGAAAGAUGCGCACGAGGGCCGUCUCACCACGUUGCGCAAGAAGAAGAAGAAGGGAAAGGAGGCAGCUGGAGCCAAGGAGACUGAUAAGGGCACAGCCAAAGCUACAGCAGAGGAGGAUGAGGAGGAUGAGCGUAUCCUCCCUGGGAUCCUCAAUGACACCCUCCGUUUUGGCAUGUUCCUGCAGGACCUUAUCUUCAUGAUCAGCGAGGAGGGCGCUGUAGCCUAUGAUCCAGCCGUCAACGAGUGCUACUGCGCCUCCCUCUCCACCCAGAUUCCCAAGAACCACGUCAGCCUGGUUACCAAGGAGAACCAGGUCUUCGUGGCUGGGGGUCUUUUCUACAACGAGGACAACAAAGAGGACCCCAUGAGUGCUUACUUUCUGCAGUUUGACCACCUGGACUCGGAGUGGCUGGGGAUGCCGCCGCUGCCCUCGCCGCGGUGCCUCUUUGGCCUGGGAGAGGCUCUCAACUCCAUCUACGUGGUCGGCGGCCGAGAGCUAAAGGACGGCGAGAGCAGCCUGGACUCGGUCAUGUGCUACGACCGGCUGUCGUUCAAAUGGGGCGAAUCGGACCCGCUCCCAUACGCCGUGUACGGACACGCGGUGCUCUCCUACAUGGACCUUGUCUACGUCAUUGGCGGCAAAGGCAGCGACAGGAAGUGCCUGAACAAAAUGUGCGUCUAUGAUCCCAAGAAGUUCGAGUGGAAGGAGCUGGCACCCAUGCAGACCGCCCGCUCACUCUUUGGGGCCACUGUCCAUGACGGCAGUAUUUUUGUGGCAGCGGGGGUCACCGACACAGGACUGACCAGCUCAGCGGAGGUAUACAGCAUCACAGACAACAAGUGGUCCCCCUUUGAGGCCUUCCCACAGGAGCGCAGCUCACUCAGCCUGGUCAGCCUGGUGGGCACCAUCUAUGCCAUCGGUGGCUUUGCCACCCUAGAGACUGAGUCUGGAGAGCUGGUCCCCACAGAGCUCAAUGACAUCUGGAGGUAUAAUGAGGAGGAGAAGAAGUGGGAGGGCGUCUUACGAGAGAUUGCCUAUGCUGCUGGCGCCACUUUUCUACCCGUGAGGCUCAAUGUGCUGCGCCUGACUAAGAUGUGACCGGCUCCGGGACCUAACUGAGCACCCUGCCUAUCCCAUGGCUCCCAUAGGCCUGGCCUUGGGGGUCUCCAGGGAUAAGGCUGGGAGAGGCAAGCGCCCACCUGGACCCCAUUAUGAUAUCUGAGCAUCUGCUUUAGCUGGGGAAGGGAUUUUAUUGCCCAGUCUUGGUCUUUCAGGCAGGGACAAGGAAUUCACUGAGUCUCGCCUGGGUCCUCUUGGCUCCUAAUCCAGAACCACAGGGAGGAAUCCCAGGCUGCGUCCUGGCCCUGCCCUAAACUGGCUGUGGGAGCCAGUAAAGUUCCCUAUGCACUGGCCCCUGGCCCGUCAAUGGGAAUGUUACCAUUAAGUGUAUCUUGCCGCGUAGAUGUUUCCUUCUUUAAGAAUAAAGUGGCUGGGUACUGGUGGCUUACACCUGAAAUCUUAGCUACUUGGGAGGCUGAGAUCAGGUGGAUCACAGUUUAAGGCCGGCCCUGUCAAAUAGUUUGAGAG